This is a messenger RNA of Zophobas morio, 805 nucleotides long. Its product is annotated as farnesol dehydrogenase-like. Bases 4 to 780 code for a protein of 258 amino acids. The transcript has 4 exons. Lineage: Eukaryota; Metazoa; Arthropoda; Insecta; Coleoptera; Tenebrionidae. The record is from RefSeq and is a predicted model, not a curated record.
AAAAUGGUACUAUCAAUGGAAAAGUGGAUGGGCAAAGUUGCCAUUGUCACAGGCGCUACCUCUGGAAUAGGUGCUGCCGUUGCUGACGCUCUAGUAGAAAAUGGGCUUAUCGUAGCAAGUCUAGAUCGCUCAGAAAGUCGAGUCGCGACAAUUAACCAACGCUCGAUGCAACUUGUGGGCAAAAAAGGGAAACUAUAUGGUGUCAAAGCUGAUCUUACUAAACAACAAGACAUAUUAGCUGCAUUUAAAUGGGUGCAAGAUAAUUUAGGUUUAGUGCAUGUUGUAGUCAACUGUGCUGGCUUUUUCAAAGAGGCUGCGUUAUGUGAAAGUAACACUGAAGACUGGAGAAGAACGAUCGACACGAAUGUCAUAGCUUUGUGUAUUAUGUCAAGAGAAGCUGUUAAGAAAAUGAUGCUUAAUAACAUUAACGGACACAUUGUCUACAUUAAUAGUAUUCUAGGGCACUUUUGCCCCAUUGAGUUUCGAAUGAACAUUUACUCGGCAACUAAAUGUGCGGUUACUGCCCUUACGGAAACUAUGCGGCAAGAGCUGAUUUCUUCAGAGAGUAAAAUUAAAGUAACUAGCGUUAGUCCUGGCCUCACCGUUAGUGAAAUGACUACCUUUAGUAAAGAUUUAACUGAAGAAACGAGAAGAUUUGUGAAAGAUCGUCCAAUUCUUAAAGCAGAAGAUGUAGCAGAUGCUGUGGUUUAUGCCUUGUCUACUCCAGAACAUGUUAAGGUCCACGAACUAACAAUAAAACCAGUUGGAGAGCCGCACUAAAAAGGUUAAUCAACAUUACAUUUAG